CCCCCCAGAACACCCCAGAAGAAGAAGAAAGUCCACUACCUAACAGCCCCCUAGAACACCCCAGAAGAAGAAGAAGAAAGUCCACUGCCUAACAGCCCCCUAGAACACCCCAGAAGAAGAAGAAGAAAGUCCACUGCCUAACAGCCCCCUAGAACACCCCAGAAGAAGAAGAAGAAAGUCCACUGCCUAACAGCCCCCUAGAACACCCCAGAAGAAGAAGCAUGAGCACCCUGGACAAGCAGGAGCAGACUGCUGCAGGGGGCAGGAGGGUCAGUGGUCAGCAGAUGAAGCAACUUGCUGCUGGCAACUCCAGCAACAAAGGAGAGAGGAAGAUUGUGUGUCUGGAGUGUGGAAAAGAAUUCAUUUCAAGGGAAGGCCUCAGAUAUCACACCCAUACACAUGCUGGUGUGAAGAACUAUCAAUGUAAGGAAUGUGGGAAAAAAUUCAGCCGCAAGAGUGACCUUAAUAGACAUACCCUUACACACACUGGUGUGAAGAACUAUGAAUGUAAAGAAUGUGGGAAAAAAUUCAGCCAGAAGAGUGCCCUUGAUAAACACACCCUUACACACACUGGUGUGAAGAACUAUGAAUGUAAGGAAUGUGGGAAAAAAUUCAGCCAAAAGACUACCCUUGAUAAACACACCCUUACACACACUGGUGUGAAGAACUAUGAAUGUAAGGAAUGUGGAAAAAAAUUCAUCCAGAAGAGUAACCUUGAUACACACACCCUUACACACACUGGUGUGAAGAAUUAUGAAUGUAAGGAAUGUGGGAAAAAAUUCAUCCAUAAGAGUCACCUUGAUACACACACCCUUACACACACUGGUGUGAAGAACUAUGAAUGUAAGGAAUGUGGGAAAACAUUCAGCCGGAAGAGUCACCUUGAUACACACACCCUUACACACACUGCUGUGAAGAAAUAUGAAUGUAAGGAAUGUGGAAAAAAAUUCAGCCAGAAGAGUGACCUUGAUAGACACACCCUUACACACACUGGUGUGAAGAACUAUGAAUGUAAGGAAUGUGGGAAAACAUUCAGCCGGAAGAGUCACCUUGAUAUACACACCCUUACACACACUGGUGUGAAGAGUCAUGAGUGUGAAGAGUGCGGGAAGAGGUUCAGUGUGAAGCAGGCACUCAAUCGACACGUUUUCAGGCACUAUGGCCUUAGAGAGUUCAAGUGUGAUGUUUGUGGAAAGCUCUUUAAGACAAGGGGUGACAUUGCCAGGCACAUGAAGAUCCACUUCUGAAGUGUGUCUGCCUACACAGUAGUUAUAGUGAUCAGGGUGUUAGCAGCAGCUGAGCCUGAUAGGGAAAGGGAAGUGAAGGAGAGGUAAAAGUGAUCUUGUAAGACAAGGAAGAAAGAAGGCUUGCCUGUGAAUUGAUAAAAGGAGAGGAGCCACAGCAAGAAGAGGAAGGGAAAUACUGAUGGCUGACUUUCCACAGCUGUGGCAGCUGCACCUGGGCCUGGAGCCUGGUUGAGUCUCACAGCUACAGUGAAUUACUUACUCCUCUGUGAGGUGAGGGGCAAGAGAAUGUCACCUAACACUAAAAUAGCUGGAACAUGUAUUUAUAAACCAUUGCUGCAGCAAAAGAAUCAAUGCCUUACAGUGGUGUGCCUCACCCAAGAGUACCACUGAUGCAAGUGAUAAUAGGCGCACUUAACAUCACCAAAUGUGGGGUACAAACUUGGCGGAGGUACUAUUUUAUGCCGCCAUAAGGCAAUAGUGGGCUAAGGAAUAGCCUCUCCAGAUAUUUUGUAUUUAUUUAUUAAUGAUCCACAAGACAUCCUAGAGUUAAGUCAAAGUAUGUGCUUAUCUUUGUAUUUGUAUUUCUGUGGGGUCUGAUUCACUUAAUUGAGUGAAAUUCUAUUGUGAUACAUUUUGGAUCCUUCUUUUCUUGUAUUUAAUUCUUACUUUUUUAUUUAAUUUGCAUUAACUUGUAUUAAAACAACUCUUUUAUCACUCAUUAAUUACUCCAUAAAUGAUCUCACCGUCUCGUAUCCCUGGUAGCGUGAUCCGGCUUAAGGGGAGCGUCUGGGGGGGUAUUUUUGAUGAAUAUUUUUAAUUCCUCGAAAUUCACUUUAUGGGCUCAUCAUACCAGGGAUACAAUGGGGUGUCACGUGGCGAGGUUAGUUUUUUAAAAUUUAAAUCCUCGCGCGGUCUGGCGGCCCUUUAAAUAUCUGGUAGUGUUGCCAUACAGAGCCAUACGCGCCAAAAUAUGCAUACAUGAAUCAGUGCUUUUAUGUCCGUAAUUUUUGCAAUAGAGGAUAUUUUUUUACACAGGGUUAGAGUUACAUUGACAUUCAUUACCAAUACAUUGUCAUCGGAGAGCAGAAUUGAUGGGCGAUCGAUAAAUUUAGUUUUCCUUCGUUUUCUCAAAACAGGGUCACACGCGCAUUUAUUUGAUAUUUCUAAGUUAUUUAUGGACCUAGCACAAACAUAAAGAUAGCGUUGGAAAGAGAAAAAAAUUAGCUAUAAAUGCUAGUGAUCAGAAUCUGGAUAAACAUCAUCAAAAUUUUUAUAUAAAUUUUCUAAGUUUAAACUUUGAAGAAAAAAAAAAAAAAAAAAAAAAAUGGAAAA
Molecule: messenger RNA, 2579 nt
Organism: Eriocheir sinensis (Chinese mitten crab)
Lineage: Eukaryota; Metazoa; Arthropoda; Malacostraca; Decapoda; Varunidae
Product: zinc finger protein OZF-like
Exons: 1
Coding region: 222-1247 (341 amino acids)
Biological process (GO): regulation of transcription by RNA polymerase II
Cellular component (GO): nucleus
Molecular function (GO): DNA-binding transcription activator activity, RNA polymerase II-specific; RNA polymerase II cis-regulatory region sequence-specific DNA binding
Source: RefSeq, a predicted model, not a curated record